This is a messenger RNA of Schistosoma spindalis, 1158 nucleotides long. Lineage: Eukaryota; Metazoa; Platyhelminthes; Trematoda; Strigeidida; Schistosomatidae. The record is from the annotation of a GenBank genome assembly.
CUUCAAGUGCUCGCAACCUCCAUCAGUGAUUAGCGUUAUGAUCUUCGAUGUCUAAUCUCGGGCAAUCUGCUUGCGUUAAAUUAGUCGAUCAAACUUCAAAACCUAUGUUUGAAAAAAUAUUCAAUUGUUCCAACUCAUGUGCAACACAUUCUGUCAAAAGAAUUCUAUCUGCAGCAGAGAAACGUAGUCGAUACUUCCGUCGACUUUUUCAUGUUAGACACAUGGAUUUCGAAUAUGCUCUAUGGCAGAUGUGGCAACUCUUUGUUGGACCGCAACGUGUGUUCAGGAAUUUCAAUUACCGCAAAUGUUCACGACAGCAAUGGGCAAGAGAUGAUCCAGCAUUUUUAGUCCUGAUGAUGGUUUUCUUGAUCUUUACUUCGUUGGGGUUUGCCUUUUGUAUGUCGUUAAAUGCAACUCAGUCAGUUGAGUUCGUCCUAUGGGUCGUAUUCGUCGACUUUAUUGCAAUUAGUCUUCUCCAGGCAACAUUCUUUUGGAUAAUUACAAAUCAUUUCUUCGUUGAUUCAUCCAAAAAUCGUUCACAACUCAAUACAUUGGGACCUUUUAUUGAAACCAAUCCGGAAGUUGAAUGGGGAUACGCCUUUGAUGUUCAUUUAAAUGGAUUUUUUCCGGCAUUGUGCAUUUUGCACUUGUUACAGUUACCUUUUCUGUACAUUAUUCUCCAAAACUGGUUCAUUGGGAGGUUACUGGGUAAUACUUUUUGGUUGACGAGUUUCACUUACUACACCUACAUCACAUUCUUAGGUUACCGUACUUUACCGUUUCUCAAGCGCACAACAGUUCUGUUGUGGCCAGUAACAGCUGCUAUCGUAAUUUACGUGAUAUCGCUUAUCAUGAAAUGGAAUUUCACACUUUUCUUAUGUCAUUUCUACCAGUUCCGUUUAUUUUAGUGAAUGAUUGCAAAUUUGUUAACUGUGAUACGAAUUAAAGAGAAAUACUAUGUUCUCUGAUUGUAAAUAUUUUUAAGAAGUGAUGAGCUGUAAUUCCACUUGUUCGAAUACUGGAUACAUGAUUAUGUAUAGUUCAUAGUUGUUUGCUGUUAAUAUUUAUUCAUGCAUAUCUGGACUGGAUACUUUUGUAUAAUUUAUUUUAUUUUAACAUUGCAAAGAUACUGAAUUAAUAAAUAUUUAUUAAUAAUCA